AUGGUACAAGAUGAUGCUCAGAGACAUGCUCAGAAGAGGGCAAAUGAAAAUGAUGACGCACGGUCUCUACGACUUGAAGAUGAUGCUCAGAGACAUGCUCAGAAGAGGACAAAUGAAAAUGAUGACGCACGAUCUUUACGACUUGAAGAUGAUGCUCAGAGACAUACUCAUAAGAGGACAUGUGAAAAUAAUGACGCACGGUCUCUACGACUUGAAGACGAUGCUCAGAGACAUGCUCAUAAGAGGGCAUAUGAAAAUGAUGACGUAAGGUCUCUACGACUUGAAGACGAUGCUCAGAAACAUGCUCAGAAAAGGGCAAAUAAAAAUGAUGACGCACGGUCUCAACGACUUGAAGUUGAUGCCCAGAGACAUGCUCAUAAGAAGGCAUAUGAAAAUGAUGACGUAAGGUCUCUACGACUUGAAGACGAUGCUCAGAAACAUGCUCAGAAACAUGCUCAGAAAAGGGCAAAUGAAAAUGAUGACGCACGGUCUCAACGACGUGAAGUUGAUGCCCAGAGACAUGCUCAUAAGAGGGCAUAUGAAAAUGAUGACGUAAGAUCUCAACGACUUGAAGACAAUGCACAGAGACAUGCUCAGAGAAGGCACCAAUGCAAACAAUUAAAUCAACACAUUGCGCUAAUUGCCAAGGGCAAUGAAUUGAAUGUGCCUAUUCAUACACUUGGCCAAAUGAAUGUCGAAUGCCAAUUUUGCAAAUCGUUAAAUUUUAAAUGUGAAAAGUCUAAAGAUGGAAAAUUCACAUAUUAUUGCCAAAAGGGCAAGCUUGAAUUAAAGCAGAUAAAUUGUCCUGAUUUUCUGAAAAAAUUAUACAUUGGAAAUUAUUCUGCAUCUAAGAAUUUUCUUAAUAAUAUUCGUUCUUAUAACAGCGCUUUAGCUAUGGCUUCCAUGGGUGCCCCAGGAAAUAGAAAUCUAUUGGAUGUUGUGAACAAUGCUCCUUAUUGCUUGAAGAUUCAUGGGCAAUAUCAUCAUUUGACAUCGACGGCAAUGCGCCCAGCGGAUGGACAAGCUCCGCGCUUUGCACAGCUUUACUUUUUAGAUACAGAAGAAGCUAUAAAUUAUAGAAUGAAUAACGAAGCUAAUCAAGAGUGUGAUUCGGAAAUAAUGAAAGAUUUGUUAUGCUUUAUGGACCAAUGCAAUAAAUUUGCCAAAACUUUCAAAAUGAUGCGUCAGGUUGAACAAGAUCUUAAUCCGAGAGGCAAUGAAACCAUAAAUUUAAUGUUGUCCUUUCAAAACGAUCCUCAACAUGAUCAAAGAAGAUACAAAGCUCCAAGAGCAAAUGAAAUAGUUGUAGUAUUUCAGAAUGUAGAUGGAGAAUCUCCAUUUGAAAGAGACAUUCGGAUUUAUAAUAAAAAUUCGAACGAUGUUCAACAAAUAUCAAUUCUGGACAAAAGGUGUGAUCCGAUGUGUUAUCCUUUGUUAUAUCCAUAUGGAAACGAUGGAUGGCAUUCAGAACUUAAAUCAUUUAAUCCUAAAUAUCUAGGAUUCAAAGUAAGUCAAAUGAAUUAUUAUGCUCACUUGCUAGCACCAAGAGUAGAAUUUAGUCAGUUUAAAAAGACAGGCAAGUUGAGAUGUCAAUUUAUACUUGAUGCAUAUAUGAAAACUGAAGCCAAUAGGCUUAAUUAUAUUAAAUUAAAUCAACCUCAGUUAAGAGCAGAACUUUAUUCGGGAUUAAUGGAUCAUCUAGAUAAUCGAGCACGAAAUGAAGAAAUUACAGCUGGUAUACCUGUAAUUUUACCAUCUUCAUUUAUAGGUAGUCCAAGAAACAUGCAAGAAAGGUACCAAGAUGCUAUGUCUCUGGUGAGAAAGUUUGCUUACGCAGGCGUGAUUGAGUUUCAAAAAAGAGGACUUCCACAUUUGCAUUUACUUGCGAUGUUAAAUGAUGAAGAUAAGUCCAGACUUCAAGAAGUCAUAGACAUGAUGGUAUGGGCUAAAAUCCCUGAUGAGGAAAGAUAUUCAGAACUUAAUGUAAAAGUUUUGAAGCACAUGAUUCAUGGUUGUUAG
This is a messenger RNA of Formica exsecta, 2019 nucleotides long. RefSeq lists its product as uncharacterized. The record is from RefSeq and is a predicted model, not a curated record. NCBI's taxonomy places the organism in Eukaryota, Metazoa, Arthropoda, Insecta, Hymenoptera, Formicidae. The transcript is spliced from 3 exons. Bases 1 to 2019 code for a protein of 672 amino acids.